Drosophila innubila is the source of this 327-nucleotide messenger RNA. RefSeq names its product deoxyribonuclease-2-beta-like. The coding region runs from base 1 to 327 and encodes 108 amino acids. Gene Ontology annotation, molecular function: deoxyribonuclease II activity. The transcript is spliced from 2 exons. The record is from RefSeq and is a predicted model, not a curated record. NCBI's taxonomy places the organism in Eukaryota, Metazoa, Arthropoda, Insecta, Diptera, Drosophilidae. Gene Ontology annotation, biological process: DNA metabolic process.
AUGCGGUUAAAUUAUCUGCUUCUCUUAACAGUUGUUGGCUUAAAGACCUGCGAUGCCAGUAAGGUGUCCUGCAAGGAUGAAAAUGGCAAAGAUGUGGACUGGUGGCACAUGUACCUGUUACCACAAUACAUACUGCAAUAUUUAUAUGUGACUAGUAAUGAUUAUGGAGAGUGGAAGCUCUCCAAACACCUAACCAGCCACCAGUACUCUUUGCCAGAGAGGACCUUGAAUCCGCUCUUUAAAACGAUGACAUCCUGUUUGCGGCCUACAAUGAAGAGUUUCCCAAUGGCACCACAUUCGAUAAGGGCGGUGCUGCUAAGGGCGUGA